Molecule: messenger RNA, 5244 nt
Organism: Melanotaenia boesemani (Boeseman's rainbowfish)
Lineage: Eukaryota; Metazoa; Chordata; Actinopteri; Atheriniformes; Melanotaeniidae
Product: protein polybromo-1-like
Exons: 30
Coding region: 97-5004 (1635 amino acids)
Biological process (GO): chromatin remodeling
Cellular component (GO): RSC-type complex
Molecular function (GO): protein binding; chromatin binding
Source: RefSeq, a predicted model, not a curated record
AUUUCUGUCCUUCUGUCCAAAAUCGAUAAGUGAUUGGUUUUCUUGGUGGUUAGGAAUUUGUGGGUAUACCACCGUGCCCACUAAAGGGGGUUCGUUAUGGCUCUGAAAAGGAGACGGGCGACGUCCCCCUCUAGCAGUGUGAGUGGAGGAGAUUUUGACGAUAGCCAAACUUCGUUAAUGUCUUCACUUGGGAGAAAAAGGAGAAGGACCUCAAACAUUCCAACUGUGGAUCCUAUUGCGGUGUGUCAUGAGUUGUACAACACAAUCAGAGACUACAAGGAUGACCAGGGCAGGAUGCUGUGUGAGCUGUUCAUCAGAGCUCCCAAACGAAGGAACCAACCAGACUAUUACCAUGUGGUGUCUCAGCCAAUUGACAUGAUGAAGAUCCAACAGAAAUUAAAGAUGGAGGAGUAUGAUGAUGUUGAGCAACUAACCAGUGACUUUCAGCUUUUAUUCAACAAUGCUAAAACUUAUUAUAAGUCAGAAAGUCCUGAAUACAGGGCAGCUUGUAAGCUGUGGGACCUUUACCUGCGAACUAAAAAUGAGUUUGUUCAACGGGGGGGGUAUGAUGAAGAUGAUGAAGAAGGAUAUGAUGCACAAGAUAACCCCGGAGGUUCCACUGAAGAUGAGAGUGCCCCAACCUGCUUGAAAGAAGUCCUAGAGCAGCUCCUUGAUGCUGUUGUGUCUUAUACUGAACCUACUGGUCGUCUCGUCAGUGAGCUGUUCCAGAAGCUUCCCUCCAAAAUGCAAUAUCCAGAUUAUUAUGCCAUCAUUAAGGAACCAAUAGAUCUUAAAAUCAUCGCCCAGAAAAUUCAGCUGGGCCACUACAGGAGUGUCAAUGCCAUAGCUAAAGAUGUAGACUUGCUGGUGAAGAAUGCAAAAACCUACAAUGAGCCUGGAUCACAGGUUUUUAAGGAUGCUAACACCAUUAAAAAGAUUUUUGCACAAAAGAAAUCGGAGAUUGAACAUGGAGAACCAAUCAAAUCCAGCAUUCGUAUCAGGAAUAAAAGGUCUGCCCAGGGAGACCGCCUCUCAGCAAUCACUAUGGCCCUUCAAUAUGAAAGUGAUGAGGAGGGCAUACUCUCUGGGUCUGUCCACUAUGAUGAAGGGGAAUCUGAGGCAGAGAGUAUGACGUCAAACAUAGACAUGAGUAACCCCAUCUUCCAGCUCUAUGAAGCCGUGCGAGGUGCCAGGAAUAGUCAAGGCCAGCUGAUUUCUGAGCCUUUUCUGCAGCUGCCCUUCAGGAAGGAUUACCCUGACUACUACCACCAGAUUAGCCACCCCAUCUGCCUGCAUCAGAUAAAGAAUAAAAUGAAGAACAACGAGUAUGAGAGUGUGGAGCACAUUGAUUCAGAUCUGACGCUGAUGUUUGAGAAUGCCAAACGCUAUAAUGUUCCUCACUCCUCCAUCUACAAGCGUGCACUGAAGCUUCAGCACAUCCAGCAGAUUAAGAGAAAGGAGCUUUUACAAAGAGAUGAUGAUGAUGGUGACAGCAUGCUCUCCUCUGCCACAUCUGACACCAGUAGCACAAAAAGAAAAAGCCACAAGAAGAAUACAAAGAAAAAUCGAAUGAAAGCUCUUUUAGCUGCUGUGGUUGAUGCCCGUGAAGCUGGCACAGGUCGGAGGUUGUGUGACCUCUUCAUGGUGAAGCCUUCGAAAAAAGAUUACCCUGAUUACUACAAGGUUAUUCUGGAGCCAAUGGACCUCAGGACCAUCGAGCACAACAUCCGGUCAGAAAAGUACAUGACUGAAGAUUCUUUGGUGGAGGACAUGAAGCUAAUGUUUCGCAAUGCUCGACACUACAACGAGGAAGGCUCCCAGGUGUACAAUGACGCAGACGUCCUUGAGAAGAUCAUGAACGACAGACGUAGGGAUCUUGGGCCAGUAACUGAUGAUGAUGAUACAAUGUCACCAAAGUUAAAAAUAAGAAAGAACAACAUUACUCUAAAGAAAUCCAAGUACUUAACACCCUUACAGCAGAAACUAAAUGAGCUUUAUGAAGCUGUGAAGAACUACACAGAUAAGCGGGGUCGUCGCCUCAGCACAAUCUUCCUACGACUUCCAUCUCGUGCUGAGUUGCCUGAUUAUUAUCUUGCCAUCAAGAAACCUGUGGACAUGGAGAAAAUCAAGAGCCACAUGCUGGCUAAUAAGUACCAGGAUGUGGAUGCGCUGGUGGAGGACUUGGUGCUGAUGUUCAACAAUGCCUGCACCUAUAAUGAGCCAGAGUCUCUGAUCUACCGGGAUGCUCUCUUGCUACACAGGGUUCUGUUAGAAACAAGGCGUGACCUGGAGGGAGGAGAUGACGCCCACAUGCCUGACGUGCCCCGCCUCAUCCAGGAUCUUAUCCGCAGUCUCUUUGUUUCUGUGCUCGGUCACCAAGACGAUGAAGGACGUUGCUACAGUGAUUCACUUGCCGAGAUCCCUGCUGUUGACCCUGCAAACCCAGAGAAGCCCGCUCUCAAUUUUGAGAUUAUUAGGAAAAAUGUAGAACGGGGACGCUACAAAAGGUUGGAUGUAUUUCAGGAUCACAUGUUUGAAGUUCUGGAGAAGGCCAGACGAUUGAAUAGGACGGAUUCCGAGAUCUUUGAAGAUGCAGUGGAGCUGCAGCAGUUCUUCAUCCGGAUUAGAGAUGAGCUGUGUAAGAAUGGAGAGAUCUUGAUGUCCCCUGCCCUCAGCUAUACCUCUAAACAUCUGCAUAGUGAUGUGGAAAAGGAGAAGAAAGAAAAGCUUCCCAAAGAGUUUGAGGAGGACAAAAUCAAGCGAGAGGAGGAGAAAAGGGAGGCUGAGAGGAGGGAGGACCCUGCUGGAGGUUUGUGGCAAGUUCAGCGUACAUACAGUCAGGACUGCAGCUUCAAGGAUAGCAUGUAUCAUGUGGGAGACUAUGUCUAUGUGGAACCUGCAGAGCCCAAUCUCCAGCCACAUAUCAUUUACAUUGAACGCCUUUGGCAAGAUGACACCGGGGAGAAGUGGCUAUAUGGCUGCUGGUUCUACAGGCCAAAUGAAACAUUUCAUCUGGCUACAAGAAAGUUUUUGGAGAAGGAAGUUUUUAAGAGCGACUAUUACAACAAAGCUCCUGUCAGCAAGAUUCUGGGCAAAUGUGUGGUUAUGUUUGUGAAGGAGUACUUCAAGCUUUACCCAGAGGGAUUCAGGGCAGAAGAUGUCUAUGUGUGUGAAUCUCGCUACUCAGCCAAGUCUAAAUCCUUCAAGAAGAUAAAGAUGUGGACUAUGCCCCUGAGUUCUGUUCGGUUUGUUCCCCGAGAAGUACCCCUACCUGUAGUCCGUGUGGCUUCUAUGUUUGCCACCAAACAAGAUGAGAAACCUCCAGAAAUUGUAGAUGACAGCAAAAUGACAGAUGGUAUUAUAGACAAGGAGAGGGAAGAUGUCCCAUUUGAUAUGACCAAUGGGGAGCCAGGGUGUCAGUACUAUGAUCAGCUCUGUUACAACAACACGUGGCUCAAAGUGGGAGACUUUGUUUACAUUGCUUCUCAUGGACUGGUGCGUCACCGAGUGGGCAGAAUUGAGAAAAUGUGGAUGCGAGAUGGAGCAGGCUAUUUCUUUGGUCCCAUCUUUAUCCACCCUGAAGAAACAGAGCAUGAACCCACUAAGAUGUUCUACAAAAAGGAAGUGUUCCUUAGCAACCUGGAGGAGACCUGUCCCAUGACUUGCAUCAUAGGAAAGUGUGUUGUUGCGUCCUUCAAAGAAUACUUAUCAUGUCGACCUACAGAAGUGCCUGAAGCAGAUGUUCUUCUCUGUGAGAGUCGCUAUAUUGAGAGUGAAAAGCAGAUGAAAAAGUUCAAGGGUCUUAAGCGUUUUUCACUCGCUGGGAAGGUGGUGGAGGAUGAAAUCUACUAUUUCAGGAAACUCAUAGUCCCCCAGAAAGAACCAUCACCUUUGCUAGACAGAAAAAUUGAGGAACUGGAGGCCAAAUUUGCCGACAUGACAGAUGAAGAGCUAGAGGAUCUUGGUGAUGAUGAUGGGGACCUGGGGGACCAGUCUCUUCCACAGAUGCAGUCUUCUUUGUCUAGUGACAUGGAUAUCAUGCCUUACACCCCGCCACAGUCCACUCCUAAAUCCAUAAAGGGGCUCUCAAAGAAGGAAGGCUCAAAGCGGAAGAUCAACAUGAGCGGUUACAUCUUGUUCAGCAGUGAGAUGCGAGCAGUCAUCAAAGCCCAGCACCCAGACUUCUCCUUUGGGGAGUUGAGUCGUCUUGUUGGCACAGAGUGGAGGAACCUGGAAAGUUCCAGGAAAGCAGAGUAUGAAGAACGAGCAGCUAAAGUGGCUGAGCAACAGGAGCGUGACAGGGUCCAUCAUCAGACGUCCCCUAGAGCAGGUAUCCCUCUAGGGGCACUGAUGGGGGUGGUGCCUCCCCCAACCCCCAUGGGGAUGCUAAAUCCCAGCAUGACGCCUGUGUCAGAAGGUAUGAUGGGUGCAUAUAGGUCAGCUAUGAUGCCCCUGGAGGGCCAUGUUGAAAGCAUGAUUAGUAUGACUGGCAUACCACCACAUCACAUGGGGGUGCCUGUCUUUACCCAACAUCUUCUGCCUGUUAUGCCUGGGUUCCAUGGGAUGACAUCUUUUGGGGUCAAUGGCAUGGGAGGUGGAGCUGCAGGAAACAUUCAUGGAUCUCAGAUGGGUUUCAUGGGCCCAGGACAGCAAGCUCCACCACCGUACCCAGGACAAGGCCAGGUGGGACAACCUGCACUUCAGCAGCCCUCCACACCGGUGUUUGUGUCCCCACCAGCCAAAUCUCAGCGUCUUCUUCACUCUGAAGCAUACCUUAGAUACAUUGAGGGCCUCACUGCAGAGUCUUCCACCAUCAGCAAGUGGGACCAAGCCCUCACAGUUCAGAAACAAGACGUACGCCUGACUAAAGAGCAAGAGAGUAAACUACCAUCUCACUGGUUGAAGAGUAAGGGGGCCCAUAAGACCAUGGCAGAUGCACUUUGGCGACUGCGUGAUCUGAUGCUGCGAGACACCCUCAACAUCCGUCAGAUGCACAACCUGUAGCAUUCUCAUAUCACGAGCCUCUUUUCCCAAACCUGUGUGACAGGAUGAGGUUUAAGCUCACUAAAAGUCUUCAUUUUGUGUUGUGAUUUAAAAAUUAACUCUUUGUAUUCAUAAGGUGCUUUCUGUGUUAAUGCUCUUUUUGUUUUACAUUUCAGAUAUAAACUUCCAAGUGCAUUAUUGUUAGCCCGUCUCUGUGAUAAAGGCCUUCAUGUUUUCUCAAUUAAAAAUGUUAAGAAUUCA